This is a messenger RNA of Pungitius pungitius (ninespine stickleback), 2058 nucleotides long. Its product is annotated as 14-3-3 protein beta/alpha-1-like. Lineage: Eukaryota; Metazoa; Chordata; Actinopteri; Perciformes; Gasterosteidae. The transcript has 6 exons. Gene Ontology annotation, biological process: signal transduction; intracellular protein localization. The record is from RefSeq and is a predicted model, not a curated record. Bases 270 to 1022 code for a protein of 250 amino acids. Gene Ontology annotation, cellular component: cytoplasm.
GAUUGGACAGUUGACAGUCAUAUGAUCCGCCCUGGUUUAGCAAGUUCAGUUUAAUUUUCGCUGCAAUAGCUGAUCUUUGCCUUUCUGACCAUCCUCUCAAAUCUGAUCAAUUUCUGGAGGAAAUUUGGACCCUCCAAAGCUCCUGACCUUACCGGGGGGGAACUACCGUCGUCGAUCCCCUUCUUGCUACACCCGUUCUUCCGCUCCACACUAGUCGUCGAUUCGCUCCCGGAAUUUCCCGAUCCAUCAAGUCCCCGAUAACACAAACUAUGGAUAAAUCGGAUCUUAUUCAGAGGGCCAAGCUGGCGGAGCAGGCCGAGCGUUACGACGACAUGGCGGAGACCAUGAAGGAGGUCACGGAGAAGGGAGACGGGCUGUCAAACGAGGAGAGGAACCUGCUCUCCGUCGCCUACAAAAACGUGGUCGGGGCGAGGCGCUCCGCGUGGAGGGUGUUGUCCAGCAUCGGAGUGAAGGCCGAGGGGUGUGAGAAGAAGCAGCAGAUGGUCAAAGAGUACCGGGAGAAGGUGGAGAAGGAGCUCCAAGAGAUCUGCGACAACGUCCUGAAACUGCUGGGUGAUCAUUUGAUUGCCAACUCCCAAGCUGCUGAGAGCAAAGUCUUCUACCUAAAGAUGAAGGGGGACUACUAUAGAUACCUCGCUGAAGUUGCCACUGGGGAAAAGAAAGAUGAGACAAUUGAAAAAUCACAGCAAGCAUACCAGGAAGCAUUUGACAUCAGCAAGACUGAGAUGGACUCCACACAUCCCAUCCGCUUGGGCCUGGCGCUUAACUUCUCCGUCUUCUACUACGAGAUCCUUAACUCUCCACAUAAAGCCUGUGAUUUGGCCAAAGGGGCAUUCGAUGAUGCCAUUGCCGAGCUCGACCAGCUAAAUGAGGAGUCCUAUAAAGACAGCACUCUUAUCAUGCAGCUCCUCAGAGACAACCUGACAUUAUGGACAUCGGACACCACUGCUGAGGAGGGUGAGGGUGGAGAAGCAGGAGAGCAAGUGGAGAAUGAGAACUAAAACAAAACGACAAGUGCUCCGUUGGGGUCCUCUCCAAAAAAAAUAAGGAAUAAAAAAAAAAACUUUUUACACAUUCUUCAUUCCUUUAUUGCUCCACUCAAACAUUCUACCAAUGAAACCCAUGCUGAAAAGAGUAAUGCAAGAAAAUAAUUUUAAAAAUUAAAGAAAAUAAUGUUUUCACAACGUUGAUUUGGACAACUGAAGGAAAACGAAACCCUCCUAUUGGUUUAGGUUUUUUUUGGUCUUCCCAUUUGUGCUGUUUCAGCUGUAGAAAAGUGAUUGAUAGCGUGACAUGGUAUCAGACCGCCCAGCUCAAUUUUGAGGCAAGUAAACAUACAGCCCACUAUUGGGUAAAUGGAAACUCAAAUCCCACCUCCUGAGACAAUGUGCAUAUUCUUCCAAUAAGACAUUUAUAAUACAAAACGUAGAAACCCUCCUCCCACUCCAUGCAUUUCUUUUUAAGUUUCUUAGGAUUUUUUUUUUUUUUUAAAUGAGUCUGUCUACAGUUACGUGGUACGGUUACAGCAGCUGAAGUCCAACUUCAAACGGAUAACAUUUUCAUAUUGCAGGGAAAUCUAGUGCACUUUACAUGCUGGCGACAAAUACUACAAUACAGCCGAGUAGUGCCAAUUUGUUAAACCAUCACUUUCUGCCCUGAUUAUGAUGCCACUCUUUCACUGAAGCAUUACCUGUUGUUUGGGGGCUUGGGAUGGUGGGCCGCGUCUGCUCAAAUGCGGGGACCUUUUCAAUGGGAAGGAGACAAUUCUGUCACGCAUGUCUCUUCAGAUAUUACACUGGAAUUGGAACAAAUGCUGUAACACAAGUUCAAGUGUCAAGUUUAGUGAUUUUUAAAUGCAGGUUUGUACGCAUCCUACAAAUGGGUGAUUUGUUAGUCUGUCCAGUGAUUUGUCAUUAGAGAUUUGGACCACUAUUGUUUUGCUAUUCAUUCAAUUGUCGUCCCCAAAAUUCUUGUGGAACUGUUUUGAAUCCCUAUGUAUCAGCUAUGUUAACAUGAAUAAAACAUUUUAUAAACAGA